This is a messenger RNA of Strongylocentrotus purpuratus (purple sea urchin), 949 nucleotides long. RefSeq lists its product as uncharacterized. The record is from RefSeq and is a predicted model, not a curated record. Lineage: Eukaryota; Metazoa; Echinodermata; Echinoidea; Camarodonta; Strongylocentrotidae. The transcript is spliced from 3 exons. Bases 389 to 949 code for a protein of 186 amino acids.
AAAUACAGUAGUGGCAUGCAUUACGUGCGCAACGAUCCCGAUGUCACAGUCUUAUUUUCAGCUAAUUUCCCGCUAUUGACGUAGAAUCUUGAUUUCCAUCAUCCAUGCAAGCUGCCCAGGCUGUAGACAGAAAUGACACUUGCGUGAAUAGGAAACCACCAUUCGCUCGAUCGGAUCCCUACAGUACAAUUUCUUUCUUGAAUUAUUCCCAUCGGCCACCAGGCCAUGCCACUCCACAGGUCACACGUUAGCCUGUAGGCCUAAUCUGUAGUAGCGCUUAACUGUAAACAAGCUUGUGCAUGCGGAUAUCGGAUGAACGAGUGGUUUCCAAAACCACGAUAUAGUCAUAGAAAAUAACCAUCUGGAAGUCUUGCUGGGGUUAUCAUUCAUGUACCUUUCCAGCGGACUGAGUUUCUGUCGAAUGAGAAGGACGUCUUGCACCAUGGAUGGAUUCUGCCUUCUCUAUCUGCUCAUGAUCCUCCUGAUGAGAUCUGGUGAUGUUGAAACCAACCCUGGACCAGACAGGAUUGUCAGUGAGGAGGAGUUUAUAAAGCUGUCUAAGAUGAUUGAACCUACCUACUACAAAGAGGUGGGCGUUAACCUGGAGAUCCCCAAUGCAGAGCUUGGUCAAAUCAUUGUGCAGCAUUUGCUAAAUACAAAUGAUGCAUUGAUGACAGUGUUCACAAGAUGGAGAGACAAACAGCCUCUAGGCACAGACAUCAGGGCUCUUCUUGCAGAGGGAUUAGAAAGAAGUAACUUAGGGUCCCUCUCUGGCGAACUACUUGCUGGCAGUCUAGUCCUGAAGCAGACAGGUGAGAAAAAGAAGGAAAUCAUGUCGGCUGCCUGCAUGAAGGCCUUUACUGCCAUUGAUAAUGUAUUGCUCUUGCAGGCAGCCAACAAACACUGUUUUGACACUUUCUCAUUUGGUACAAAUAGGAUUAUUUUAUAG